This is a messenger RNA of Cydia pomonella (codling moth), 1167 nucleotides long. RefSeq names its product pro-resilin (gene CPG20). The transcript is spliced from 2 exons. The record is from RefSeq and is a predicted model, not a curated record. NCBI's taxonomy places the organism in Eukaryota, Metazoa, Arthropoda, Insecta, Lepidoptera, Tortricidae. The coding region runs from base 109 to 660 and encodes 183 amino acids.
CUAUCCUUUCUCCGCCCCACCGCGGCCAUUUAGCUAUAUAGUACCUGAUACCAUCCAAGAACAUCACACUACUUCACUAGUAACCGAAGUGACCCAUCACUAAGCAUCAUGAAAGCCUUCGUAGCGUGCAUAGCCCUCGCGUUGGUAGCGGCCGUCCGUGCCGAGGCCCCCUUGUCUGGUGGCGGCUACAACUACAACCGCCCGUCCGGUGGUGGAUUCAGCGGCGGCUUCAGCGGUGGCCUGAGCGGUGGCGGCGGGUACCGCGCCGUCUCCUCCGGCUACCAGACCUCCGAGGGCCAGAACGUUGACCAGCAACUCCUCGAGCAAGUGCGCCAAAUCCUCCUGAAGGAAGAGUCCUCCGCUUCCUCCGGCAGUAUCAGCGGUGGUUUCGGCGGAAGCGCUCCUUCUUCCUCUUACGGCGCUCCCUCGUCCUCCUACGGUGCCCCUUCAUCGUCCUAUGGAGCCCCGUCCUCCAGCUACGGAGUGCCCUCUUCCGGUGGCCGCGUCGUUGGUAUCAAUCUUGAGGGAGUCCGUCAAGCCAUCCAGGUCGCGCAAUUCGAGCAGUCCGGUGGCUCUUCCGGUGGAUACCCAUCUGGCCCAUCCUCCUCCUACGGAGCUCCCGCCCGCGCCCCCUCCGGCAGCUACGGUGCCCCCUACUAAGUCUCUAACAAGAUUCCGAACGCAAAAUAUCGACUGGACCCUCCCGUGAUCGGAUUUUACCAACUAACAACCGUUACUUCUAGUCCAUGCGUAGGUCCUCGAUAGCCACUGAACGUUCGGAUAUUGUUUUAUUCGGGCGACUUCGUAAGAUCUCUGGAGCGGCCGAAUGUUUAAUCAAUUUGGUCGGCAGUCACGUACAAUGUAGGUGAUGCCGGCGCCCACCAGGCUCUUGUCUCACCAAAUCCAACACUUGCGACUAUGCACGCGAACGGGUUGCAACUUCCCAGCGGCCGGCCAGUCGUCAUUGGCCCUCGUCCUGGUUAUACUGAGAGCAUACUGCGGCUCUCAGCGACUGGGCCGUGUGCCAAAACGCGCGAAGUGGCCGGCCGUUGGGCUCAACAUUUGUAUAAAGUUUAUUAUAAGUAUAGCUUAAUAUUUUUAUAGUUUAAGAUUUAUUAUGUUUUUAUUUUUAUUUACAAAAAAUAAAUACAUUUCGACACCGUAUAA